This is a messenger RNA of Maudiozyma saulgeensis, 1974 nucleotides long. Lineage: Eukaryota; Fungi; Ascomycota; Saccharomycetes; Saccharomycetales; Saccharomycetaceae. The record is from the annotation of a GenBank genome assembly.
AUGUCUGCAGAAUGUACUUCUUUUAUUAUCGAUGCUUCUGAGCGAAUGAUUCAGACGAAUAAAGUGAAACAAUUACUUCGAUACCUUGAAUAUACAUUACUAGAGAAAUGUGAGAAGGGUAGAAAGACAGAUUGGGUCGAUUGUUACCUAAAUAAUUAUAUAGAGACUGAAAACUCAAUGCAAUUGGAACAUAUCUAUGAAUUACAAAAGAUGGAAGCACCAUUGUUAGGUAGUCAAUGUGCAACGAUAUCCAAGAUAUUAAAUUCAUUACAACCUUCCGAUGGUGUCAGUACCGAAGAAUUUAAUACAAUUGAACAAUGUUUAUUAUUGUCUACUUUACAAAUCAAAGAAAAAUUCCACAAAAGGAAAAUGUUGAGACAAAUUAUGUGUUUUACGGAUGACAUGAAAUCUAUUACUUUAGAAGAUAAUGAAAUUGAUGAAAUGUUACAAGAAUAUACUGGUAGAUUCAUCCUAGUGGACUGUAGGUCUGAAGAUCAAAUAGUAAAAGAUGAUUCAUCUGGUGUCACCAAUUCAGAAAAUAGUUGGUAUAGACUAAUUGCAAAAUGUGAGGGGUCCAUUAUUAUAAAAUUAUCUGAAUUAGUCCAGUUAGUAGAUAUACCAACACCUCCAGUGGUGAAACCUAUCAGAGUCUUUUCAGGCCAAUUGAGACUCGGUGCUGAUUUAACUAACAUUGUAAAUGAUACCAAGGACAAUCAAGAUGCAAAUAUAUCCGAUUCAAGUUGUCUUUGUAUCAAUGUAGAAGGUUAUCCUGCCAUCAAAUCUAUUUCUGGGUUACAUAGAAAAUUAAUGACCAAAUAUGAUAAAAUUGAUGAUAAAAAUAGUAAUAAUCAUUACAGUAUACCAAAAAGCGUUAUUGAAUAUGAAAUAUAUCCAGAACCUGAAGUUGAACAAAAACCUACGGUAAUCAAAACUGAAAAUGAUGAUGACGAAGAAGGAAAGAAACCUAUAGGUGUACCUGUAUCAAAUAAAUCAGUGGCCAAGGCAUAUCGUUAUGGUUCAGAUUAUGUAGUAUUACCAAAAAUGAUUGCUGAUGAGCUGUAUUAUGAUUCAGAACCAGGUAUUGAUAUUCGUGGAUUUAUGGAUGAAAGACAAUUACCAAGAAGAUAUUUAAAUUCUGAAUCCGUUUUUAUUAUUGCCGAUACAAGAUUAGGAUCAAUAGGUGAUAUAGCAAGUUUUUCUGCACUUGUUGAUACUUUAUUAGAAAAUUCAAAAAUUGCCAUUUGUCGAUAUGUACAAAAAUCUGGAGCAGACGUUCAAAUGUGUGCAUUAAUUCCAUUAAAUGUUAGUACAACUAAUUUAAAAAGGGUUAGUACUAGUACUACAUUAGAUGAUAAUAAUACAGGUGUUAGAACUUUAAUAAUUAGUAGAUUACCAUUCUCAGAAGAUGAAAGAAUAACUACAUUAAAUGAAGAAUCAAAUAAAAAUGAUACAGAAAAUAACGAACAAAAAGAACAAGAACAAAAGAUUGAUAAUUUAAUGUCAAAUUUUAUUGAUUCAAUGAGUAUAGAUAACCAAAAUGAUAUACCUUCUGAAACUUAUUAUCAACAUUUUGAAGAAAUUCAAAAAUUUACGAAUUUGCCAUUACCUAAACAAAGUGUUCCACUUACAGAGGACCCUUUACAAAUGUAUGCAAUUACACCAUUUGGACAAAGACAAAUAUUAUUAGAUUAUUUUCAUAAAGUAAUCAUUGAGGGACAAGAUAACUCGGAGUUUACACCGCCGACACUUCCUGAAAGUAUUUUGCAGAAGAUCGAUCCGCUUCACAACGGACCGAGCGAAACUGUAUUAAAUGAUAUCGAACAAUUAAUAUCGAUGCUAGGUGUUAAAAAAAAUGAAAAACGAAGAAACGAUGGAACGUUAACGAAUCCAUCUGAUAAACAAGAAUUAGAAUACAAUAGAACAGAGGAGGCACCACCUUUAGAUGAGCUGUUAGAACUGGGUAGACGUGACUAA